This is a messenger RNA of Drosophila gunungcola (fruit fly), 1091 nucleotides long. RefSeq lists its product as uncharacterized. Lineage: Eukaryota; Metazoa; Arthropoda; Insecta; Diptera; Drosophilidae. The record is from RefSeq and is a predicted model, not a curated record. The transcript has a single exon. The coding region runs from base 99 to 644 and encodes 181 amino acids.
UUGGUCAGGUGGCUGCGACUGCGGCUGCAAACGGGUUUCAGUUGAGUUUGGGGCCUCAAAGGCGACGAUACACGACAUUCGAUUCGAGACAGACCGCGAUGAUGACUAAUUUCCUGAUUAUGACCGUCUUUUUGGCCAGCUUGUGCCUGGGCAUUGGCCAAAUCCAAGGAGCCUCCAUUGUUUGCGGCUCCGCGGAGACGAAGUCUCUGGAGGAUUCGGAGGCGGCGACCACGCCCAGUCCCAGCGAGGUCAACAAGUUCGUCCACAGUCUGCAAUGCACUCUGGAGAAGGCCAAGCCCUGGAUAGCCAACAUCGAGAAGGAGGCCAAGAUUCUGGAGGAGAAGGCCCGCGAUGUCACCAGAUCGCUCUUCCAGCGCAUCAACAUGCUGGUCAAUGUGCUGGCCCUGCCUUCAAACUCCGAAAAGGAUAAGAAUAAGAAUAAGGAUAAGGAACCAGAGGAUGUCCAAUCCUCCACAGAGGGAUCUUCCACUUCGGAGGCUUCUAGCUCUAGCUCUAGCUCUAGUGCCAGUUCCAAAAACGAUCUUAAGGAGGAGCUGCUGACCACCACUUCGCAACCAAUUCACAUGGACUGGCUGGAGGAUCAGGCCAAUGAGGUGGACUACAUCCCCGAGAAGAGCCAGUAGUGUACCUAGCUAAGCCGUAUGCCUAAAAAUAUUUAUAUUAAUUAAUAAAGAUGUUUGCUCUUACUGGAAGUAAGCCAAUCCUAUACAGACAAAAAACUAGUGCAAGUUAAAAUUUUUGUUUUCAAUCCAUUAACAAGUGGGCAAUUUUCAAUGUAAUAAGCCAAGUUUCCAGACCAAAUUAAUACGAAAUUUCAUAAAAACAAGCAUUUUUUCUUAUCAUUUUAUUGUUCCUAUGUAUUAAAAAAAACACCACCAUUUUAUUCAAUUUGAUAUUUUCCAUUGAGUAAUGUGAAAUUGAUAUUAAUUGAAUUCGUAAUGAUUUGUUCUUUCUCAAUUUCAUCAUCUUUGUUUUCUGUGUACUUAGAACAAGGCCAACAUACAACUGAUUUUCUUGAAGGGCUUUUCUAAUUAUUACUUUUUGUAAGACAGCAAAUAUUUAGAAUUAAA